AUGCCCGCUGAGGAGGGUUUGGGUUGUAGGGAGGAGACGAAUUGCGCGGCAGCGUUCUUCAGCGAUGCGCAGAGUAUUACGACCCCACCAGGGUGGUUGUCGGCUGCUCCGUUGGCUGGUCGUUCGGUCGCUAAAGCAGACUCGUCGACGGGACCGGUUUCGCCUACCCUACCGAACGGCAACGGGAUCUCUCUGACUCCUGUAACGAGCACGGGGAACUCGGCGAUUUCGUCGUAUCUACAAGCAACAAGCGGACAACUCGAUCAGAAGCCGACGUUGGACCUAUCGCCAAACGCAUUGCCUCAGUCUCCGAUCUCGAUGUUCAUGAACGGUGGACUGAAUAUGAGCGCAUCGCCCUCAGCAAAUCCGAACAACUGCCUCUCGGGCGAUUCUCCGCCGAACCCUUUCGAGCUCAUGCGGCGCAUAAAUGAGCUUUCCCUCCCCCAGAAACUGAUGCUGUUCGGCGCUGCGGCAGGAGCGCAGAGUCCUUUGAGUCCCCAUGCCCACCAAGGGGGACAUCGCGGACCCCUUAUGGACUCGCCCAUCUCCAGCGGUAAGACCGCAGGUCGGUACCGCUGCGAUUUCUGUGACUAUCACGCUGUAACGCCGAGCCAUCUUCGCAGGCACCAGAGAACGCAUACGGGUGAGAGACCCUACGAGUGCAACAUUUGCAGCCGUCGCUUCACUCAGAAACCAUCCUUGAAGAGCCAUCUCUCGACUCAGCACGGCAUCUCGUAA
Molecule: messenger RNA, 738 nt
Organism: Galendromus occidentalis (western predatory mite)
Lineage: Eukaryota; Metazoa; Arthropoda; Arachnida; Mesostigmata; Phytoseiidae
Product: sal-like protein 3
Exons: 3
Coding region: 1-738 (245 amino acids)
Biological process (GO): regulation of transcription by RNA polymerase II
Molecular function (GO): DNA-binding transcription factor activity, RNA polymerase II-specific; RNA polymerase II cis-regulatory region sequence-specific DNA binding
Source: RefSeq, a predicted model, not a curated record